AUGAAGAUGAUCAUUGAAUUUUUUGAAUUAUUUGAAAGAGAUAAGUUCUCCUCUAUUGAAUGGUUUGUUUUAACAUAUUCGAUGCUGUUGAUUGCUGUAAGUUGAUUUUGAAAAAAAGAAAAUCACAUUUAUUUUCGAAAGUUUUUUUUUUCAGUCGACAUCACUUGCAAUGAUUUUUCGAUUCACAACAAAUAGCACAUAUCACAUUCCAAAUAUUGUAAGUUUUUUUAGAAAAAGAAAAUGCUAAGUAUUUUAUUUUUCAGAUAAAUGAGAAUAUUUUGAGACUUGAAACUGAGAUACAAGAUCUUCCACCUUUCAAAGUGAGUGCUACAUUAGAUGAUACUGAAACUGUUACAACAAAAGAAACUCGCGAAUAA
Messenger RNA from Caenorhabditis angaria, 377 nucleotides. The record is from the annotation of a GenBank genome assembly. NCBI's taxonomy places the organism in Eukaryota, Metazoa, Nematoda, Chromadorea, Rhabditida, Rhabditidae.